Messenger RNA from Prorocentrum cordatum, 984 nucleotides. Lineage: Eukaryota; Dinophyceae; Prorocentrales; Prorocentraceae. The record is from the annotation of a GenBank genome assembly.
AUGCGCGGGGACCUGCUCUACGCGGCGCUGCCCGAAGACCGCGCGCUGCUCUGCCAGCCGUCGGCGCCCCCGGAGCAGCGGAGCUGGUGCUCGGCCGCGGCAGCCCGCUACGCGACGCGCGACUUUAUCGGGCAGGUUUGGACGUGCCAGUGCGCGACCGACCAGCACGGCGCUGGCUGCUGCCGGGGCCUCUUCCGGGACCCCGCCAUGGACCACCUCGAGCAGCUGGCCCUCCCCAGCUCCGACCGCUCCUGCAGCAGCAGGGUGUGCGUGCUCGUGAGCGGCAAGCGGGCCUCUGGGAAGGACCACGUGGCCUCCGCUCUCCAGUCCGCCCUCGAGUCCGAGGGCCUGGCGGUGACGCGCCGCGCGGCCGGGUCGAUUAACAAGCGCGCAUACGCCGCCGAGGCCGGCGUCGACUUGGAGCGCCUCGAGGCCGACCGGGAGUUCAAGGAGGCGCACCGCGUUGCGCUGGUGCGGCACCACCAGUCGCGCAACCGCGAGGACCCCAAUUGGUGCUUGGAGGAGGUCUGGGCCGAGGCCGUGGCGGCCGGGGCGGGCGUGCUGCUGAUGCCAGACUUCCGCUCGCUCUCCGACCUCCGUUGGUUCGAACAGCGCUGCGGCGGCGCCACCGGCCUCGUGCUGCUGCGCAUCGGGGCUUCCGACGAUGCCCGGCGGGCGCGGGGGUGGCAACCAGACGCCGCCAAGGACGGGCUCUACUCCGAGACCGACCUGGACUCGUUCGAGGGCUGGGACGCGUGCUUCGACAACACGGCCGACUCGUCGGCGGGCCUGGUCGAGGAGUGGGUGCGCCACACGGCCGUCCCGCGCAUCCUGGCCGCCAGGGGAGAGGGAGGGGGCCUGCAGAGGUUGCGCCGCACGAGGCGGGAGGAGCGGCGCGCGAGGCUGCACGCGCGGGGCGACGCCCGGUCCGCGCCCGCGGCCCCACCUCCCCAAGGUCCCCCCGCGACCCCGUUCGGCGUCUGA